Messenger RNA from Contarinia nasturtii (swede midge), 4575 nucleotides. Its product is annotated as probable phosphorylase b kinase regulatory subunit alpha. The transcript is spliced from 18 exons. Gene Ontology annotation, molecular function: calmodulin binding. Gene Ontology annotation, cellular component: phosphorylase kinase complex. Gene Ontology annotation, biological process: glycogen metabolic process. The coding region runs from base 541 to 4278 and encodes 1245 amino acids. Lineage: Eukaryota; Metazoa; Arthropoda; Insecta; Diptera; Cecidomyiidae. The record is from RefSeq and is a predicted model, not a curated record.
AAUUUAGUUUGAGUGGUUGGUUAAUUGCGCGAACAAAGGCGAAAAAGGAGUGAAAAAUCCAUUUUAAUGGUUUUUUCCAAUCACUUUUUCCCAAAUUCGUUUCGCCAUUGUUUGCCAAAAAGAUAUAACCACAAAUAAAAUUUUCAGGUGAUUGAAAUUGACAAAUUUCCCAAAAACAAAACGAAUUUGACCUGUUUUCGCAAUACAGUACUAUUACGUCGAAUACGGUGCAUGUAUAUUGUGGUCAUUGAAAAGUGACGUGUAUUUUUGUUCAAAUAAAAAGAAUACGAAGCAAUAUGACCAACAAAAGUGCAUAAAGUGACAUUGUUUCAUAAUAUCGUGUCGGUCAUUUUGUGAAAAGAACACGUUCUGGAGCAAUUUGAAUAGCAGAGAAUAAAAAGAGGACGUAAUUAGUGUAUGUGAUUGAAUAGCACACGGCUACCAAAUAUCAGAGUAUUCGCGUGUGCUGAAAAAACGACAUCUGUCAAACGAAAACAUUUUUAAACCGUCCCGUCCCAUUAAAAGUAAGCUUUAAACACAAUGCGAAGCAGAAGUAAUUCAGGUGUUCGUUUGGACCAAUACCAACGAAUUGUACACAGAUUAAUAAUAGCACAUCAGCAACCUGUGACUGGUUUAUUUCCAGCAUCUCCGAACAAUUCACAUGCAUGGAUUCGUGAUAAUGUCUACUGCAUAUUGGCCGUUUGGGGCUUAUCAAUGGCAUACAAAAAAAUCGCUGAUCAAGAUGAAGACAGAGCUAAAGCAUACGAAUUGGAGCAGAGCUGUGUUAAAUUGAUGAGAGGCCUCUUGAUGGCCAUGAUGCAACAGAAGGAAAAAGUGGAAAAAUUUAAAACAACUCAGAAUCCUCUCGACUCUCUUCAUGCCAAAUAUUCAAGCCGCAAUGGACAAACUGUUGUUAAGGACAAUGAAUGGGGACAUUUGCAAAUCGAUGCGAUUUCAUUGUAUUUGCUCAUAUUGGGACAAAUGACUGCAAGCGGUUUGCAAAUUAUUUUCUCACUGGAUGAAGUGGCUUUCAUUCAAAAUCUUGUAUUCUAUAUUGAAUCAGCAUAUUGCAUUCCGGACUACGGAAUAUGGGAGCGAGGCGAUAAGACAAAUCAUGGAUUACCUGAGUUAAAUGCCAGUUCGAUUGGUAUGGCUAAAGCCGCAUUAGAAGCACUCAAUGAGCUUGAUUUGUUUGGUGCCCGCGGUGGAUCCGCUAGCGUGAUUCAUGUCUUAGCUGAUGAAGCUCACAAGUGCCAAGCUGUAUUGCAAUCAAUGUUACCCAGAGAAUCAAACUCAAAAGAGCUAGAUUCGGGCUUGUUGUCAAUCAUUGGAUUUCCUGCGUUUGCAGUGGAUGAUCCAGAAUUGAUCAUCAGCACAAGAGAAGCGAUAGUCACGAAAUUACAGGGAAAAUACGGAUGCAAACGAUUUCUUCGAGAUGGUUAUCGAACACCAAAAGAGGAUUGUGCUCGACUAUAUUACGAACGAUGGGAAUUGAGAAUGUUUGAAAACAUCGAAUGUGAAUGGCCAUUGUUCUAUUCGUAUCUUAUAUUGUUCCACCUAUUUCAAGGUGAAAAAAUGGCCGUAUCAAGGUAUGCCGAAAAACUUGAAGAGGUUUUAGUGAAAUCCGACGAUGGAAUGUAUUUGAUGCCAGAGAGUUAUGCUGUGCCAGCCGAUGCAGUAACAGCUGAAUACACAAAUCCGGGCUCACAGCCCCGAGUGAUAACCGGUCGCUGUCCAUUUUUAUGGGGUCAAUCACUGUACAUCUUAGGUAAAUUACUUCAAGAGGGUUUUCUUGCCGUCGGAGAGCUCGAUCCAUUGAAUCGACGAUUGGGCGCACAGAAAAAACCAGAUGUUGUCGUUCAAGUCGUUAUAUUGGCAGAAGAUAAUGAGAUACGUGACAAAUUAGCUGAACAUGAUUUACAUGUGCAAACAAUAGCUGAAGUGGCUCCAAUCGAAGUUCAACCGGCUCGUGUACUUAGUCAUCUCUACACUUACUUGGGUCGAAACAAAAAACUUGGUCUGUCUGGCCGAAAGUCGCGUGACGUCGGUAUUUUAAGUACGAGCAAAUUGUAUUCGCUAAAAGAUCGAGUGUUUGCAUUCACGCCGCAGAAUUUCGACUACGAAGAAUACUAUACAACACGCGAUCCAUCGCUUCUUGCUAGCAUUUUCACAACUAAUCUGGCAUUUUUAAGUAAUAAUUGGCGUCAUUGCCUAGGAAGACCAACAAUAACCUUACUCGCCACUACUCACUAUCUACUAGAUCAUGGUCGGGUUCCAUUGGCAAUGGUUCAGACAAUGAAAAAAUUGAAGUCGGGCUACAUCAACGGCACACGAGUAAUGCUCGGACAUCUUGGCGACUUUUUAAACACGUCUGCAAUCACAGAUUUAAGCUUUUUGGGAUCGCAAGAAGAUGGCUAUCCAGAUCGACUUAAUCCCGAUGUACAGGCUUAUUUGAAUGAGCACUUGUUCCGUUCGUUCAGUCACAAAAGUACGGUGAGUGUUCGUCAAACAACAUUGCGGCCGCGUCAAUUAAGACGACGAAUGUCAUGCAAGGGUGCGAUCAAGAAGACUCGAUCGAUCAAUGCCGAUUCAGAGACACUCGGAAUGGAAGGAAAUGUGAUUGAGCGUCGUACAUCGAGCGCCCAAUUGACCCAAUUAUGGUCAGAUGCACGUCAGCAUACUGCUCCAUCAACAUCGACAGCCACAUCACCCACUGCAGUGCCAGCAUACUCGAAUAUAUUCGUAACACCGCCGGAUUAUGAUCAUCGUCCGCAUUUGGAGCGCUCACAUGAGAUGGAUAAACCGGAGAUCGGAGAAAGUAAGCUAUCUCAAAUCAAGGAUAAACACGAUGUUCCUAAAAUACAGCUGGGAGCAGCGGUACGACCAAAUCGUAAUGCUGACACCAAUUUUGCCGACACCGAAGUACAAGAGCUAAUUGCCAUGCUACGUGAAACCGAGAACCUUGAAGAGCAAGGAGAUAUUUUACAGUAUCUCGUAGAUAAUCAAGGUCUCGAUUUCAAUACAGUAGAUAAAAUCAAAACUUUUUCUACAUCUGAAGGAAUGUUAGAAGAUGGAAAAGUGGUGACCGUGCGAAUGCUAUUGAAGGGACUAUAUGAAAAGGCAUGCCAACAGAAGCUUUGGGGACUCGUUCGACAUACGGCAGGUAUGCUUGGAAAACGCGUUGAGGACCUCGCCAAAGCAAUUACCGAUCUUCUCGUCAGACAAAAACAAGUGACUGUAGGAAUGCCACCGAAUAAUGAAUACACCAUAACGGCUCCAUUACCGGAGUCAGAGCUCAGACAACUCAUUCAUGAGGCAUACGGCGAUGAUGAAUCAACAGCGAUGUUAACACAAGAGUUGAUGGUCUAUUUGGCGAUGUUCAUCCGUACAGAACCUCAGCUUUUCAUUGAGAUGCUGCGCUUGCGAGUUGGCCUUAUUAUUCAGGUUAUGGCGAAAGAAUUAGCUCGAACCCUGAACUGUGACGGCGAACAAGCAUCUGAACAUUUGCUCAAUUUAUCACCGUUCGAGAUGAAAAAUCUUCUCUAUCACAUUUUGAGUGGCAAAGAAUUUGCUGUCAGCAGUGUUGCUCGUGGUAAUUUCACGAUUGUAAGUACAACAUCGGGACGUGUUAGUAAGAAAAGCCAAAUCGGUUUAACUCAACCAGAGCCAGAGGAUGAGGCGAAUUGUGAAAUAGACGAUCGUCAAGGACAAUGGUUGAGACGACGACGCUUAGAUGGUGCCUUGAAUCGUGUGCCACGUGACUUCUACUCAAGAGUGUGGACAGUUUUGGAAAGAUGCCAAGGAUUGGCUAUUGAGGGACGUGUUCUACCGCAAAGUUUAACGCAAGAAAUGACACCGGGAGAAUUGAAAUUUGCCUUAGAAGUUGAGACAGCGUUGAACACCAUACCCCAACCGGAAUACCGUCAAUUAGUGGUGGAAGCAUUGAUGGUGCUAACAUUGGUGACCGAACAUAAUAUGGUUUCGAAUUUGGGAGACAUCAUCUGUGUGGAGCAUUUGGUACAUAAAGCCAAUCAAAUUUUCCUUGAAGAACAGCGUAAAAUCAAUGGUGACGCAAUGCUAUGCUGUGCCAAGGAAAAUAAUGAAUCUCUAUCAAAUACAAAUGGUCUUUUGUGCGGUGGAGUUGCCUAUAUAUGCCAACAUUUCUAUGACAGCGCUCCGAGCGGCUCUUACGGAACAAUGGUUUAUAUUGCAAAAGCAGUCGCAUCGGUUCUCAACUGUUUACCCAAACAUGGUGAUGCCGAAUGUACCAUUUCAUAAUUUUAAAAUGCCAAUCAGAGUCAAAUCUAUAUGAAUGAACAAAUUGUAUGUGCAAUCCAUACAAUUAAAACAAACGCAUAGCAAUAAUUCAUAGUUGAAUGCUUUCUCUAGAAAGCUUUAUCCAUUUUUCUUCCAUAUUAACUUAUUGUUAUGUAAAAAAAUUCUAGACAACAAAAAAGUGUUUCAUAUAGUUUCUUUAUUUUGAAUUUGUUUGUUAAUAUAGUGGGAAAGAUAAUUCUAUGACAAAAAAAUACUACAUUUGUUCAAAUUUCAAUGAAUAAAAUUGUGUAUCGAAUA